Molecule: messenger RNA, 2511 nt
Organism: Acanthopagrus latus (yellowfin seabream)
Lineage: Eukaryota; Metazoa; Chordata; Actinopteri; Spariformes; Sparidae
Gene: alkbh3
Product: alkB homolog 3, alpha-ketoglutarate dependent dioxygenase
Exons: 10
Coding region: 166-1065 (299 amino acids)
Biological process (GO): DNA alkylation repair; DNA repair
Cellular component (GO): nucleus
Molecular function (GO): dioxygenase activity
Source: RefSeq, a predicted model, not a curated record
GCGAACGAGUGCGGGGCGGAACCUUUUCACAUGUCAGUUCCGGGUAGGAUUUGUUUUAUUGUAACACAUCGUUCAUGGCUUUCAGAGCGCAGACGUUCAAGCGAAUGUUGACUUGUCUCUUUAUUUCAAGUGUCAUCUUUUAGCAGCCUCGUUUGACUUGAUGUGAUGUCAGAUAAGCGUCAGCGAGCCAGAGUCCAGGGCUCCUGGGCCAAACAAGUGCCAAAACACCCAGGACCAUCAGCAGGUGCUGUCCCAAAUAACCAUCAGCCAAAAAGUGUCAAUCAGACCCCUGCUGCCUGGGGAUGUGGACCACAGAAAAAAAAUACGACUUUUGAGUUUAACCAGCCAACCAAGCCAGUUAGAGAUGUUCCGCCAGAAAAGGUGAUCGAACAUGCAGGUGAAUAUGAGAUCAGUCACGGGCCAUCAGGAGUCUCCAGACUGCAGCUGCUGCCAGGGUUUCUUCCCCCAGAAGAGGCCGACUGGAUUUUCAGUAAGCUGUUAGCAGAACUUCCCUGGUCCCAGAAAACCAACUUCAGACAGGGUGAGGCAUACGACGAGCCCCGGCUGACCUGCUGGUAUGGAGAGCUUCCCUACACAUAUGCUCACUCCACCAUGGCUGCUAACACACAGUGGCAUCCAGUGCUGUUAACACUUCGCGAGACAUUGAGGCAGGUGAGCGGAUGCAGCUUCAACUCACUGCUGUGUAACCUUUAUCGUGACGGCCAUGACAGCAUCGGCUGGCACAGUGACGACGAAGCCUCCUUGGGCUCCAAACCCACCAUCGCCUCCAUCAGUCUGGGCGACACCAGAGUGUUCAGCCUCCGCAAGCAGCCUCCACCAGAGGAGAAUGGUGACUACACAUAUGUGGAGAGGAUUCGGGUUCCUUUGAGUCACGGGACACUUCUGCUGAUGUCAGGAGCCACACAAGACGACUGGCAGCAUCAAGUGGCUAAAGAGUACCACGACCGAGGCCCACGCAUCAACUUGACCUUCAGAACUAUCUACCCAGAGCCGGAGGGCCACAGGGCAGGGACCAAGAUGCGAUUCACAGCCAAGGCCCCAUAAACUCCCCUCAGAGUCAGGUACUUAGAGCAAAGCUGAGGAAACUGUGUCUCAUGGUUUAGCAGUCCAAACACUGAUCCUGCAGUCUUAUAUCUGAUGGAUGGAGGGCGAACCAGACCUCAGUGAAUGAACGAUGGAAAGAUUUGAGACAAGUGAGGCUCUGUAGUGUGUGAAUAUCGUCGUCUUUUUCAGUGAGCUUUUUAAGCAGUUUCAACUGUUUAAAAGAGGUCUUCACUGAGUUACAUGCCACAGGCUGAGGAGAUGAGCAGCUCUACCUGAACUCACCUGUUGCAUAAACAAACCACGAUAACACCACAGCCGUGACCAGUGGGAGCUAUCAGAUAUCAGUGUUUUCAGAGAAGCCAGGCAGAGAAUGGGUGAUGAUGGCUUUACAACUUGACAGAAUGUCAGAUGUGCAGAUUACUUUAAAUUUAUUUAUUCAGAACAGUUGUUUACAUUAAUCUCACACAGUAAUUUGGCAUGAUCUUUAUUUAGUAUGCUGGGAGAGUUCAACCACCACUGAUAUGUCAGUGAGAAGUGCAUUGUUGUAGUUGCUAAUAAAAGUUUAUUUAGUUGGUUAGUAUUUUCCUUUGAGUCAUUUAGAUUGAAGAUCUUGUUUUUGUCUAUUUGUUUGACUCCAUUACAUGUCUUGAAAAGACUCUUUAUGAAAAACAGUGUUUUGAGUGCUCAUGGUCGAUAGGAAUUUUCCUGAAAUGCUGUAAAAAGAAAAAUUACUUUCUACCUUGUUAAUCUCUUUGGAGAAAACACAGUUGCUGUUAAAGGGAAGGAACAAGUUAAGUGGCCACUUACGACAAUCAUACCUCCAUCACGACUGGAAUGAGAUAAUGUUGAACAAGACUGGUCUGACCGUUCCUCAAAGAAGUAGUUCAGGUUUUUCAGACUGAUGUCCUGAACCAGAAUCAACCAGAAAAAAGAACAAGUGUUUUGAGGAGACAUGGAUAAUUAAGUGUCUUUUUUUUUAUUACCAGAACAAUUCAACAUACAGGUAGUUGCAUUUUCAACAUAGUAAUAACAUAUACUGUGUAUGUCUGUAGAUGGAAAACAGGAUAGAAAGUCGAGGCAUGUUACCCCAAGAAUUUUCCUUCCUGAUUCAGUGAAUUGUCUACCUUAGACUUUGAUUUUGAUCAGUUGCGAAACAGCUUUUGUUUUUAUUUUAUUUGAAGUGACGUUUAGUAAAUAUUAAGUGGGAAAUAUGAUUGUUAGAAACCGAUCAGUCCUAUAUGUUGUUCAAUGCUGUAGAUGGCAUCAGAGUUAGCUGCUGUUUCAAUAUAAAUCUUAGUACUAAAACGUUCCUUACUAAGGUGCAUUUUGUUCGGUAUAUUAAUGAAUGGAGAAAACUAUUCAAUCAUUUCUUGAAAAUAUACUCUUUCUUAGCGACCCACAUGUUAUGAUUGUCUUUUGUUCUGAAAUAAACAAUUAUUCUCUGAA